AUGUGCGAGGUGGAGACCCCACUGUGCUAUCCGGUCGCUGCGAAACUCACUCCAGCGGUGAUGUACCGCUACUGUGACAAGCUCUCGACGAAUGGGGAAGACCGAAGCCCAGAAGCCAAAGGUUGUCACGACAGCUACACGCCGUAUGUCCAACGCUCAUUGGCCAAUAAGAUGUUCAGUCAUUGUGGAGCUUGGUGCCUGUACGACUUCGACAAGCCGGAUACAGUGGCAUACAGCUGGAACGAGGCUGAGAAGUGCUGGCACCGGGGCAGUGGGUGUCUGGGACACCCGGAGCAGAAGCUGGCCACCGAACGGAAGAAAGACUUCUGCGAGGCAGAGCUUUGCAUCCCAGUGCAGAGCAUCCUGUCGGAGACGUUGAUGUUGAGCUACUGCACCUUGACAAGACAUGCUGGGAUUGAUGGCAUUGUCCAACAAGCAGGGACGCAAGAAAGGCUUGGAUGUCAGAUGAUGUGA
This is a messenger RNA of Durusdinium trenchii, 474 nucleotides long. Lineage: Eukaryota; Dinophyceae; Suessiales; Symbiodiniaceae. The record is from the annotation of a GenBank genome assembly.